Aspergillus terreus NIH2624 is the source of this 3126-nucleotide messenger RNA. RefSeq names its product TAPT1 family protein. Gene Ontology annotation, biological process: maintenance of protein localization in endoplasmic reticulum. The record is from RefSeq and is a predicted model, not a curated record. Gene Ontology annotation, cellular component: endoplasmic reticulum membrane. Bases 1 to 3126 code for a protein of 1041 amino acids. The transcript is spliced from 2 exons. Lineage: Eukaryota; Fungi; Ascomycota; Eurotiomycetes; Eurotiales; Aspergillaceae.
AUGGUAUCACCACGCCCUCCGCCACCUGCGUCCAGCGAGGGCGAGCUCACGAGGAGCUCCCCGUCGGGGAAGACUGACCGCAGAGCCAGUGGUCCCUUGACUCCUCUCGUUGAGAAUGCCCGUACUACCCUCCAGACCUCCGACGAGCCCUCAAACAGCAGCACGAAGCGCCCAGAUGACAGCGACCUGGGAACUGUAUCCAGCGUUCCCCGAGGGCCUGCGAGGUCGCCAGGGCCAACACAGAGGACCGCCGAUUGGAGAUGGUUGGACGCAAACCCAGCAGCUGAUGGAUCUGGUAACAACGAGAACGGGCAUGAACAACCAGCGUUGAACGGAGAUCGGAAACGCGGUGCGUAUCCGGCCGCGUACGACCGGGCCUUUGGUCUGAUUUUUGAGCAUUCCGAGGGCCAGGUUGGGGCGGACAAUGCCCCGUCACAUCGGACGUCGCUCGUGGAUGUCCUGGAAGGACCUGAGGUCGCGGCCUCCUUACACCAGUGGUCCAGGGACGAUUCACCACACAGGAACCAGGAUGGGGACCGCGAGCAGGUGCUGAAGCUGUCGCCAGAAAAGAUCCAGGAGCUUACGUCGUCGCCACAGUCGAUUCCGUACCGGGCUGCGCCUGAGACUGGUCAGACUCGACGGGUUGUCUCGGAUGGUGCGAACGCGCUACAAUACCAGGAGAGUGCAGAUGACUCGCCACUGUUGUCGAAUGACAUGAAGCCUCCGCUGGAACAUAUGCCGAAACGUCGCCCAAGCAGGGAGCCGCUCGAUGCUCUUCCGGGUAUCAAGCACGCGUCGUCCACCCGGAGUCGCCCUCAAAGCGCGCGGACGGUUUCGACACCGACUUCGUCGCGCCGACAAACUUUAGCCGGCACGAACGAACGACUUGCCCAGACAUGGGCGUCACGGUCCAAACAGGACCGCUUGGCCGUGGGUCGGGAAUCAGAGCCCAAGCAUCUCAGUCCGUCGCCGCACCUCAGCGAGCCCGCGCUCCCGUCUCCCAUGCCGCCGUCGAUCCCUCUGCCCCCUUUGUCGGUGCCAACCUACUUGCAGCUGGAACUUGCAUCUGGUCGACCCUCACCAUUGUAUAUUCACCGUUCCGUCAUGACGGAUUUCCCAUAUGAGUCGUCUCGCGUGAAGUUGGAGCGGCUGAUGAACUUCUUGAUGCUGCCACCUGCCAUAGAGCAGGUGCUCUGGUUUGGUAUUUUGGCUUGUUUGGACUCGUGGCUGUACUCUUUCACAAUUCUCCCGUUGCGAUUUGUCAAGGCGCUGUACAUUCUGCUCGAGUCUUGGAUGGUGAAUCUUGGCGUUGAGUUUCGGUUCGUCUCCGGGUUCAUCAUCAAGGGCAUUGGAAGAGUAUGGCGCAGGUUCCGGUCCGUGGAAUCGUCUCACGAUCAACCAAGGAAUGGCGAGCGAGAAGGGCGGUCUCGAGCGCCGUCCGGAAGGCAAGAUUCGGCGCCAGUGGAGCGCGAGAUCAAGAACAGAGCUGUCGAACCGCGCAAGAGGCACCGCUCUGACACGCAUUACAAACGCCAGCAUCGCAGACAAAAAUCCAUUCCCUCGGCGCUACUCCCCGAUGACAAGGCCGACAUUCUCAAGGGCCUACUCAUGAUUGCGACGUGUUGCGUUCUGAUGUAUUUUGACGCCAGUCGGAUGUACCAUUGGAUUCGAGGCCAGGCUGCGAUCAAGCUGUACGUGAUCUACAACGUACUCGAGGUCAGCGAUCGGCUGUUCGCGGCCAUCGGACAGGAUGUCUUGGAAUGUCUGUUUUCCCGCGAAGCCCUGGAACGUCGCCCUGAUGGCCGGAGCAAGGUUUUCAGACCGUUUGGACUCUUCCUCCUUGCAUUGGCAUAUACCGUGAUCCAUGCGACUGCGCUGUUCUUCCAAGUCAUGACGUUGAAUGUGGCGGUCAACUCCUAUUCCAACGCCCUGAUUACGCUGCUCCUCUCGAACCAGUUUGUCGAAAUCAAAUCCACGGUAUUCAAGAAGUUCGAGAAAGAGAACCUCUUCCAGCUGACAUGCGCCGAUGUCGUGGAACGGUUCCAGCUCUGGUUGAUGCUGACGAUCAUUGCCUCGCGCAAUAUCGUAGAGACCGGCGCUUUCAGCUUCUUUGGUCGGCUGGGGACCAGCUUCAGCAGUAACCCUUCUACCAGCACGAAUAGCACGCCGUUGUCAACGCCUCCGCGAACAGCCUCGUCGAUCCUACCGCAGUCCUUCACCAUCGUCCCGUCAUCCAUCAUUGCGUCCAUCAGCAACGUGAACUCCUUCUUACCGACUCUCGCCCAGGUUCUUGGCCCCUUCCUCGUGGUAUUAGGGUCGGAGAUGCUGGUGGACUGGCUGAAGCAUGCAUACAUCGGCAAAUUCAACAACACUCGCCCGGCCAUCUACGGCCGAUUCCUAGACAUCCUGGCGAAGGACUACUACACCAACGCGUUCGGUGACCAAAACCUCACCCGCCGGCUCGGUCUCCCAGUCAUCCCGCUAUCCUGUCUGUUCUUCCGCGUCUCCGUACAGACCUACCAGAUGUUUCUGGCUGCGCUGCUGCCCCACCAACCAUCGUCGACAGCGGUGGAGUCUACCUCUCUCUCCUCCAUCCACAGCCACUAUGUCCCCUCUCCGCUGCCGUCCCCAACGCCGCUCAGCCUGCGCACGAUCGUCCCGGUGUCGAUAGCGCACGCCGACGCGUUCUUCCGCCAGCUCCUCGCCAACGCGAUGCCGUCGCCCGCGCAAUCAGUAUACAUCUUCACCGUUGUGCUCCUCCUGACCGGCUUCGUGCUCUUGCUAAUCUUCAAACUGUUGCUGGGGAUGCUCCUGUUGACGUUUGCCCGAUCUCGAUACAAGGGCAUGAAGGGCCGUGAGGGGAGCCACCCCUCUGCUGCGACGGACAGCAGCAACCACGCGCCGGCAGCGGCGCCAGCCCGCGAGUUUUCCGUCGACGGCAGUCGUCGCGUAGGCGGAUGGGGCGUGGUGGAAGUCAACGACGACCAGCGCCGGUGGAUCUACGUGGACGACCCGGACGGACUGCGGCGGCUGAAGACGAAAGAGGAGAAAGACCGCAAUGCUAAGGAGGAGUUGAAUCUGGACCAUGUGCAGCGGUACGAGAUGGUUGCUAAGCGGAUUUGGUGA